GUUGAAUUGAACCAGCUUUAGACCAGUUAUGCCGAUAAAUACUACACACUACAAUGCCCCAUUGGCAGCGACACGCUAAUCUAUACAUACACUACUCUACCACCAGAACCCACUCAUCUCAACCUCAAGAAAAGAGUACACGUCGAAAACUCAUUCACUCAGCCCUAACUCCCUCCCAAACUCCCUCAAUGCCAAAAAAAAAAAAAAACACAUACACACAACCAAAGCACAGCUCCGAUAAACUAAUCCCUGCACAUCCAAACCCCAUAUUCCCCUAGAAGGCAUGCCAAACCCCACCAUUCCCAAACCGAGAUAGACAACCCAGACUUGCUGUUAUCAGGUUAGAUCCCUCACUUAGUGCCCUGCAAAGACCGCGAUACCGACUCCUGAAAUGGGUUAGCAAAGAUCAAGCCGUCACGAGGGAGAUCUUAUCAAUCUGGCGCGCCCCCACAGCCCUAAUCUCGAUCUGG
Molecule: messenger RNA, 470 nt
Organism: Aspergillus pseudonomiae
Lineage: Eukaryota; Fungi; Ascomycota; Eurotiomycetes; Eurotiales; Aspergillaceae
Exons: 1
Coding region: 54-278 (74 amino acids)
Source: RefSeq, a predicted model, not a curated record